CUACGAUCGAUGCAAAUCUUCCGCCGUCGAGUUUCGGGACCUCUCCCGCGAGGUCAUGUCAAUGACCAUUGUGCUGAAUGCGAUUGAGACCUACUGGAAAGAGGAAAAUGAGCGAAAGAGCGACCUUGCCGCGGACCAAAAGGAGAACUUAAGGACACUUGCCGCAGGCUGUGAAGGGGUUCUUGAGGAAUUAAAAGAGCUGCUUGAUAAACAUAAGAGUCUGGCAAGUGGAGAGAGCUUCAUAGCGCGGAUGAGAUGGGUCCCCAAUGACAUCGCACCGAUACGCAACAAGCUCAUACUCCAGACGACGCUUCUGUCAACCUUCAACAACGUUAUCACCGCUACAUCCAGUGCCAAUGCACAGGCAAAAUUGCUCGAAGCACUCAAUGUAAUUCACCGCGACUACGAGACUGGCCAGCGUGCGGCUCCUGCGUUCUCUUCUGUCACCGUCGCGGAUUUGAACACCUCAGGCAAUGUCGCAUGGAAGGAGAUCGAAGCCGAUAUACAGAGCGAGCACGUACCCGUCGAUUUAGUACGGCAGAACCAAGCGUUCGUACGGGAUUGGAUCGAAAAGGUAAUUAUAGAAGAGCCAGAGGGCAUGGAGCGUGAUGAAGCAUAUAACGACAGUCCACCCUGGCCGGCAUCUGCCACACCCCCGGAAACCAGUCUCACCAGGCUGACACUUGAGUCACCUCUCCAAAGCCCUAUCGCCAGCCAGCAAAAGAGGAGUGCCAGCUUCAGUUCUCAUAGCAGCAAGGACAGUGCAUGGCGUCCCGUCGAUGGUCCCAAUCCAGACUAUGUUCAAGGUUUGCUCAAGAAAGUACUGCAGCUAGAGAAUUCUGUCCUAAGUGAUGAGAUCCGGGUCAAAAGGAUUGCCAAAAGAGUUUAUCAUCAACUGGACUGGACUGGUCGCGGAUUUUUGUACCGAUUCACUGUUCAAGACGAGUUCCGCAAAGUUCUAGAUCUGAUCGACAUUGACGUAUCAGAUUCCACCCUCGCGUCACUUGUGUCAGUGGGUGACAAGAACAAGGACGGGAAAAUAGAUCUUCAAGAAUGUGAAGACUUGCUAGUUAGCCUCAUUUCUCUUGUCGAUAAAAUUGCGGAACAAGACUUGCAAGCACGAAUUAAAAGGGAUAUCAAGCAUGGUCGUCGGGCCGUCGAAAAUCUAUUGCAGGCUACCUAUAACCAGAAAAAGGAUCAGGCGCCUCUUCUUUGGGGUUGGCAAAAGUCUACAUCUGCCGGGGGUUGGACAUUUUCAUUUGGCCUCGAUAAGUCCAUCAACUCUAAGAAGCUGCCAAUCGCCGACACGGCUGCCUUCUGUUCCCAGUACCUCAUUGCUACAAAGAUGUGCAUACCCGCUCUUAGUCAAUCAUUGUCUCAUUGGGGCAAAAGGACUGAAAUACUCAGGUUGCAGCACUACAACCUAGGAUCAACAACUCAUAUGCCAGAAAGCUACUCUCCGAACAUCAGCUGUAGAGAACCCAGCUGAAAUCUCAGCUGUAGAGAACCGAGCUGAAGCCUCAGCUGUGCAGGGCUCAUCUGAACUUA
This is a messenger RNA of Mytilinidion resinicola, 1548 nucleotides long. RefSeq lists its product as uncharacterized. The record is from RefSeq and is a predicted model, not a curated record. Lineage: Eukaryota; Fungi; Ascomycota; Dothideomycetes; Mytilinidiales; Mytilinidiaceae. Bases 56 to 1489 code for a protein of 477 amino acids. Gene Ontology annotation, molecular function: calcium ion binding. The transcript is spliced from 2 exons.